AUGGAACACCUUCUGGAAAACCUCAAGAAACAAGUAACGUGCUCAAUCUGUCUCGAUACCUACACAGCCCCGAAAAUAAUAUCGUGCUUCCACACUUUUUGCUGUCAGUGUUUGGAGGAACAUGCUAGAAAAAGCCACAGACAAGGAAAAUUUCGAUGUCCCGAGUGUCAGGCAGAAAUAGAUUUACCAAAAGACAAUCGCUUCGACCGUUUACCCACCAGCUUUUACCAUAACAGUUUGGUAGGUCUCCUUGACACGGAAGAUCGCGAAGCCUUGCAGAAGCCGCCAUUUUGCUCGCAACACAAGAACAAAAGAAUAAGUUAUUUCUGCUCUUCCUGUGAAGCGUGUAUUUGUCCUGUUUGCUUUGCUGAACACCACCGAGGACAUGAGUUCGACGUUAUUGAAAAAGCAGUGCAACAGGAUAAAGAAUACAUCAUGUCGAACGUCGAGGCCAUCAAGAAGAGGGAAAACUUGUUUAGGGCAGAGAUUAGAAAACUGGAACAAACAUCUGAAGAUGUGGAAAUGAUUAUCGCAAUCGCUAAACAAGAAGUGUCCGAGGCAGCUGAACACUUGAUCACAAAGACGCGACAACAAGAAGAGCAGUUGUUAGAGUCCCUAGAAAUGACGCGUAGGAAGAGAAUAGAGCGAAUCAACUCGGCUAAACAAGAACUCGUAUCUCUGGUCAAACAAAUGAAGCAAGCAGCGGAGUUUGCCGGGAAUCUGGUGGAGAGAAGCUCAGGCUUCGAUAUUAUACAGACCAAGACAACUUUGAGGCACAAAUUUGAAGACCUUCGUGGAGUUGAAGUUCCAAAACAUGGUCAGACUACAUUUGUCAAAUUUACCGCAGUAUCGCACCAAGACUUGAAACUGGGAUUUAUUCAACUCCCGCGGAGAAACCAGCAAAAGCAGCCAACUCAACUCUGGAAAGACUAG
Stylophora pistillata is the source of this 933-nucleotide messenger RNA. Its product is annotated as E3 ubiquitin-protein ligase TRIM45-like. NCBI's taxonomy places the organism in Eukaryota, Metazoa, Cnidaria, Anthozoa, Scleractinia, Pocilloporidae. Gene Ontology annotation, cellular component: nucleoplasm. Gene Ontology annotation, molecular function: ubiquitin protein ligase activity; protein binding; zinc ion binding. The record is from RefSeq and is a predicted model, not a curated record.